CGUUCCUAUCGCCAUCCCCCCCGACCCCCCGCUCCUCCUCUCGCCUCGCCUCGCCGCCCCCGCUCCCCACGCCGCCCGCCGCCGCGCCGCGCGCCAUGGAGGCCGCCGCCGUGCCCAGAUCCGCGGCCAUCUGCCGCGCCGCGCCGGCGGUCCCGGCCGCGCGCGCCCGCGCCCUGGCCCUGCCCCGCCGCGCGCGCUCCGCGUCGGCCCCGGCGCCGCGCCGCCUCGUCCUCGCCGCGCGCCGCGCCGCCGACGGCGACAGCGUCGAGACGGCGCCGGAGGCGGUCCCCAUCGAGAAAAGGUUCCCUGCCUUCCCCAGCGUCAUGGACAUCAACCAGAUCCGCGAGAUCCUCCCCCACAGGUUCCCAUUUCUUUUGGUUGAUAGAGUAAUUGAAUACAAGGCUGGAGAAUAUGCAGUGGGGAUCAAGAAUGUUACGAUAAAUGAUAACUUCUUCCCAGGACAUUUCCCUGAACGCCCCAUAAUGCCUGGUGUUCUCAUGGUUGAGGCUAUGGCUCAGGUUGGGGGUCUGGUGAUGCUGCAACCUGAAGUUGGUGGAUCUCGAGACAACUUCUUUUUUGCAGGGAUUGACAAAGUUAGGUUCCGGAAGCCAGUGAUUGCUGGGGACACAUUGAUCAUGAGAAUGACUCUGACAAAGUACCAGAAGAGAUUUGGACUCGCAAAGAUGGAUGGAAAAGCUUAUGUUGGUGGUGACCUAGUUUGUGAGGGGGAGUUCCUCCUUGUCAGUGCAACUGAAUAGUCCAAAGAUAUCUAGCACCGCCCAAUUCCCUUCCAGAGUCAUUGGCUAGGAUGGGACCAGGUUAGUUUCUUGAAAGAAUCGAGUUUUGAGCUAAACAUACAAUUGGCAUGAGGCAAUCCUUUACCUGUUGUUAAGUGUGUUGAGUCCAUGUUCACACGAUUUCUAUCGCCUACCAGAGCUUAAUCUAGCUCUGUUGCUGUUGUAAUACAGGAUUACAGUAUGUGAGGUAGUUGUUUGAUGGAAUAAACAAUGAUGGUUUGAGUGUGCUUCCUGGAAUUUCUUAGUGGAUCC
Molecule: messenger RNA, 1049 nt
Organism: Panicum virgatum (switchgrass)
Lineage: Eukaryota; Viridiplantae; Streptophyta; Magnoliopsida; Poales; Poaceae
Product: 3-hydroxyacyl-[acyl-carrier-protein] dehydratase FabZ-like
Exons: 4
Coding region: 96-758 (220 amino acids)
Biological process (GO): fatty acid biosynthetic process
Molecular function (GO): hydro-lyase activity
Source: RefSeq, a predicted model, not a curated record